AUGCUCAAAUAAGAGGAUCAAUAUUACGCACAACAAGAUCAACAAGAGAACUAUAGGGAAUACGAAAAGACGGCUCUUUCCAUUUGUGAGUUGAAUUACAGACUCACUCAAAUAGAAAACCAAAAUCUUCAGGAAUCCAGACAAUAACAUAAUAGGAUUGAUGUUGACUUCAGAAAAUAUUUGAGUUCGUUCAGCAUCAUCAAGAAGAAGGAUAACAACAUCACCUAGAUUCAGAAAAUCUUCAAUCGACAAUGUGGUGAUUUUGAUCUCAUCCUCCUCAAUGAAGGUCGAGACAAGAAGGAAUACAAGAAAAUGCUCAUCAAACUUCAGAGGAUUCAGAAGAAGGCUUGGAAUUUGAACCUCGACAAGAGAGAAGACAUCAAAUAAGUAUGCAAUGCUUAUGAAUUCCCAGACAAAAUUUUAGAUGAAAUUGCUUAAGCCAUAAAAAAUCACAAUAGAGAAUGA
This is a messenger RNA of Paramecium tetraurelia, 465 nucleotides long. RefSeq lists its product as uncharacterized. NCBI's taxonomy places the organism in Eukaryota, Ciliophora, Oligohymenophorea, Peniculida, Parameciidae. The record is from RefSeq and is a predicted model, not a curated record. The transcript has 2 exons.